AUGACUUUCCAAGGCCAGCGAUGCAAGCACAUCCUGCUGUCUCUACUGAUCCGUUGUUGGAUACAAGUAGCCAAACAGAGUGAUCAAAGCAUCAAGCCUCCCACCAGACAAUCAGUGUCCAUCCAGCCUCCCACCAGACUACCAGUGUUCAUUCAGCCUCCCACCAGACUACCAGUGUUCAUACAGCCUCCCACCAGACUACCAGUGUCCAUCCAGCCUCCCACCAGACUACCAAUGUUCAUCCAGCCUCCCACCAGACUACCAGUGUUCAUCCAGCCUCCCACCAGACUACCAGUGUCCAUCCAGCCUCCCACUAGACUACCAGUGUCCAUCCAGACUCCCACCAGACUACCAGUGUUCAUCCAGCCUCCCACCAGACUACCAGUGUUCAUCCAGCCUCCCACCAGACUACCAGUGUCCAUUAAGCCUCCCACCAGACAACCAGUGUCCAUUCAGCCUCCCACCAGACAACCAGUGUCCAUCCAGCCUCCCACCAGACAACCAGUGUCCAUCCAGCCUCCCACCAGACAACCAGUGUCCAUUCAGCCUCCCACCAUCUCUACGACCAGUGACCACUAG
Messenger RNA from Oncorhynchus gorbuscha (pink salmon), 579 nucleotides. Its product is annotated as non-classical arabinogalactan protein 31-like. The record is from RefSeq and is a predicted model, not a curated record. The transcript has 2 exons. NCBI's taxonomy places the organism in Eukaryota, Metazoa, Chordata, Actinopteri, Salmoniformes, Salmonidae. The coding region runs from base 1 to 579 and encodes 192 amino acids.